ACCUACAACCCCUGAGUUAAACUCUGACCCCAAUAAACACUACUAUCUAGCUAGCUUUGCAAGAUGGAGCUGCUCUAUCGGACUAGUGUCCCCCUUGGGAGUGUGCAUUGUAUAUCGUGGUCACGGAUGAACCUCAUAGCCCUAAGUGUGUCUGCUCAGAUGGAGGGAUUUGUGGCCAAGAAUUUCGACGGAGCGAUCACUCAUCAGCUACUGGUAUUUGAUCCGAACAGACCCUGGGAGUUUCAUACCGUUGCCAGUGACUACAAGACAGUAGUGGUGAGUGUGUCUUGGUCUACGGACGGCACUAGACUGCUUGCUCUCAGUCAAGAUGGCAGCAUCAGAGUAUGGAGAAUGAAGAGCAACUGCAUCAACAGCUGGGUGUGUGCCAACAAGGUGGAGAGUAGCUCUGUAGGGGACGUUGUGCAUGUGGGGUGGCUGGACUCUAGACCAAUGGUGACGAUCCACCAUUCCAAGACAGAAUGGUCGGAGGUGAUGGAGGUCCAACCCUUCUCCCCUCAUCUGAGGAUGCUUCUCGGCACUGGAUUUAUCUCUAUCACCAGUCAUGGCUGUGUGAGAGUGGACUCUACCAGUCUCCCACAUCUAGGGGAAGGGGCAGAGCUCUCGGCACAAGUACAGCUUCCCUCCAGCGGCACUGUUACCAUAGCGAGGUCACAUGUCACUCAGACGGGUACGAUCCUGUGUAGUGUGGGGUACGAGAGUGGUCAGGUGAAGGUGUUCUCAGUGAGUGUGGGGUUGGCUUGGGGGGGCAGUGAGUUCUCUCUCUCCGCCUCCCUAGCCACGGAGCUACAUCAGAUGAGCAGUCAGUCAGAGCAGAUCACGAGUAUGCUGAUGUUGCCCCUCUCUGACGGCUGUGAAGUUCACCUCUGUUACAACAGCAGUCGUCUGUACAAGUGGUCUGUGAAGGACAUCACUCGAUCAGGGUCUUAUCAGUCUCGCCGCGACGGAUCGUACAGUUCCGCCCACCCCAUACACAGUCUCACAGGCUCCGCCCUCUGUCUCGGGUCACAUGAUCCGACUGCCACUGAGAACAAAAUGAGCGAGUUGCUAGUGUUUGGAGAUGAUUAUGUGAUGAAGGAGGGGGCUGGGUGGCCUGUGGAGGUAGUGGGGUGUGGAACCGUGGGUGGGGAGGUCACCCUUUACAGUCGAGGGUCUUGCAAGGAACUGCUGACGGAAAAGGGGGCGUGGCAGGUACCUGGUGACUCUGACACUCCAGUUGCUAAGCGAAGGAAGUUGGACCAAUCAGAUUCCAGUCAUGGUUGCCUGGUAACGCUCUCCCCAAAUGCCUGCUGUAUGGCUGUUGCCCGUGGCAGCACUGUACUCCUCUAUCACACUGGCAGGCUCAUUCUCGGACUCAAAGACUCCUCUGUCCCAGUGGUCCCCCGCUGCUCUCGUCUCCUCUCUCUGUCCCUCGUCAGUGGCCAUACCCCCUGGGACCUUGCCGUCACUUGUAGCAGACUGGAGCAGGAGCAAGGAGUCGGAUUUGUUGACCAAGUGUUUGACCAUUUCUCUGGUGACUUCAACAACAACUCGUCCCAGAGUCGUCUCUUACAGCAGUUCUACUCCACCUCCGCUCUCCUGCACAGCUCUAAGGCUGAUGGUCUCCUAGCAGCACUGUCAUAUCGUCGGAUGUCACGGUUGAAUGCCACUACGACCCUGCUCUCUCUCUGUCUGCCCACCUUCCGAGACGAGGAGCGUGGGGCGGGGGAAAUGAUAGACGAUGUGUGUGACGAAAAUUCCAGUGAGAAUAAGAUCGAAGAGAUAGUCAACGAACUGGAUCCAAAGGAUUUUAUAAUUCCUCAAGACGUGUCUGCUCACCUCCAAGGCCACUGUCACUGGGUUGUGGACCUAGCCAUUAAAUUGGUGGCCAUCUUGGCUGCUGCUGCAGCAAAGGAUGAAUCAAAGCCUGUUGUCCCCGAUGACCUCUCCCUGAGGCUAUUGAGACAGAGCCUGGUGUUGGUUUACCUCUGGAACAGGGCACUACCUCAACCCAUUCUACCGGUCACAGAUGGUGCUCUGUCUCUUCUGUUCAAGGUCCUCACCGUCUACCUCGACUCCCCCUCCACACCUCUCUCUGAUGAGCUGCUCAAAGACAUCUCCACCAACAUUCCGACUAUCUUACAUCUCAACCUUCUCUCACUGAGCAAAGCUGCUCAGCUGCAAGGUUUCAUAAGUGGUCUGACAGCUGCUGAGCUGCCCGAGUCCUUCAUUAGGGGAAAACCCUGUCGUAUCAGACCCAGCGUCCAGUCACAUUACAGCUCCCUGGAUCCCUACUCCCCCCUGACACUAGUGGUGCCCAAGGGUCUCUCUCCGCCAUGGAGGGAUUGCUUCUUGGAGGGCCAAAAGGACAUUGUUCAUGGAGGAGGGCUGACCAAAGCCGUAGUGCAGAACACCAAACUCAAGCAAUGUAGCAGGUGUCGGAGUUGGACAGUGUCGCCUGAGGGCUUGCAAAGUGAUCAGACCUCUCUCUCGUCUAGUGGUCUGACCUCCAACCCUGUCCAGUACUGGAGGAGCGGAUGGAGCAACAGCUGUCUCUGUGGGGCACCAUGGACACUGCAUAACGGCUCACGAACAUGACCUAUAUACGUAUUAUAGCUGGAUUACAAGGCUCUUUAUUAUUCAUGAAUUAUACUUUUUUGGCACAAGCUCAUUGACAAUGAAUGUUCUUUUUCAGCAUGCAAGAGUUGCAAGUUGAUCUCAUCAGGAUUGAAUUCUUUG
This is a messenger RNA of Halichondria panicea, 2736 nucleotides long. Its product is annotated as mediator of RNA polymerase II transcription subunit 16-like. Lineage: Eukaryota; Metazoa; Porifera; Demospongiae; Suberitida; Halichondriidae. Gene Ontology annotation, biological process: positive regulation of DNA-templated transcription. Bases 64 to 2595 code for a protein of 843 amino acids. The record is from RefSeq and is a predicted model, not a curated record. Gene Ontology annotation, molecular function: protein binding. The transcript is spliced from 19 exons. Gene Ontology annotation, cellular component: mediator complex.